Molecule: messenger RNA, 955 nt
Organism: Trichechus manatus latirostris (Florida manatee)
Lineage: Eukaryota; Metazoa; Chordata; Mammalia; Sirenia; Trichechidae
Gene: TMEM234
Product: transmembrane protein 234
Exons: 4
Coding region: 48-380 (110 amino acids)
Source: RefSeq, a predicted model, not a curated record
UGCUGGCCCUGGUGCUGGUGGCCGCUCUGUGGGGUGGCACGCAGCCAAUGCUGAAGCGGGCUUCUGCUGGCCUGCAGCGGGUUCAUGAGCGUACCUGGGCCCAGCAGUUACUGCAGGAGAUGAAGACCCUCUUCUUGAAUACUGAGUACCUGAUGCCCUUUCUCCUCAACCAGUGUGGCUCCCUUCUCUACUACCUCACCUUGGCAUCCACAGAUCUAACCCUAGCUGUGCCCAUCUGUAACUCUCUGGCCAUCGUCUUCACACUGAUUGUUGGAAAGUUACUUGGAGAAGAGAUUGGUGGAAAACGAGCAGUCGCAGGCAUGGUGCUCACCGUGACAGGAAUUGCGCUCUGCAUCACAAGCUCAGUGAGCAAGACCUAGGGGCAACCAACUACCCUCUGAGCGGGCAGACCCCACCCUCCAGCUCUGCUGUCUCCAGGAAGCCCCUGGCCCAUGAGAUGCAGGCAUGAGCAGAGACCCAGCACUUCCCCUGUCUGAGCCUCAGCUUCUUCAUCUCUUAUGUGGUAAUAGCUACCUCAUGGAUCACAAUCAGAGAACAGAGUGAAAGGGUUCUAUAACCUUCAGGUGCUGUUCAGCUACUAGGAUUUAGCACAGGAGACUUCACACUCACUGGCAGCAGCUCCCUUCCUGCUGUCCUCUCAGGCCCCCCGACCAGCCCCCAUUACUAUAGCCUGACCUGGUCCAUUGCAAGGGCAGGACUGGUGAACUACAGAGCCCCAGCAGCGUGGAGAGGACCACCGUAGUCUUUGAGUCAGAAAUGCAAACAGGAGGCCCCAGGGCUCAGUCAGAGUGCCUUGGCUGACUGAAGGGGUGGAACUGAGGAGAGAAGAGGCAGGUGUAGGGGAAAUGAGCUGUCGGUUAGCCUUGCAUGUCCCACCCAUGAAACGAGCGGGAUUCCUCAACUGCCAGCCCCUCUCAAAUGGUAGGACAACUGU